Molecule: messenger RNA, 1497 nt
Organism: Chelmon rostratus (copperband butterflyfish)
Lineage: Eukaryota; Metazoa; Chordata; Actinopteri; Chaetodontiformes; Chaetodontidae
Gene: kcnk9
Product: potassium channel, subfamily K, member 9
Exons: 2
Coding region: 1-1497 (498 amino acids)
Biological process (GO): potassium ion transmembrane transport; stabilization of membrane potential
Cellular component (GO): membrane
Molecular function (GO): potassium ion leak channel activity
Source: RefSeq, a predicted model, not a curated record
AUGGCACUGCGCACCGGGAGGACUUGGUUUGGGCAGGUCUUGCGCAGGGUCUUUCGGCUGCAGGGCUCCUGGUCCAGGCGAUCGAGCAGUCUCCUGUGUCUCUCCGCAAACCAGGAGCAGGAUCUGGGGUUCUGUCAUCGGGAUCACCACAAGGCGGGGGCUUUCCACCGCUGCUCCGACUCCGGCGUCCACCGCGUCCACCGUCACCGGAGCGCACCUUUAUGCGCCUCUGCCUCCAGGCGCUGUCCGCACGGCUUCCCCCACGCUUGCUGCGCCUUCCCGGGGAAUCCGAGGGGACAUGAGCCCCUCGGUCGCCGGUUCCUGUUGGCCAUGAAGCGGCAAAACGUGCGGACCUUGUCCCUGAUCAUUUGCACGUUUACAUACCUGCUCGUCGGGGCCGCCGUCUUUGACGCCCUGGAGUCCGACUUCGAGAUGCGGGAAAAAGAGCAGCUGGAAGCCGAGGAGAAGCGUCUCCAGGGGAAAUAUAACAUCAGCGAGGAUGAUUACCGCAAACUGGAGACCAUCAUCAUGGAGGCAGAGCCCCACAGAGCCGGGGUGCAGUGGAAAUUCGCAGGGUCAUUUUACUUUGCCAUCACGGUUAUCACCACCAUAGGCUACGGGCAUGCAGCGCCGGGGACAGACGCAGGGAAGGCCUUUUGCAUGUUUUAUGCCGUCCUGGGAAUCCCUUUGACUCUUGUCAUGUUUCAAAGCCUGGGCGAGAGGAUGAACACUUUUGUCAAGUACCUCCUGAAGCGUAUCAAGAAGUGCUGCGGCAUGAGCAUCACCGACGUGUCCAUGGAGAACAUGGUGACUGUAGGAUUCUUCUCCUGCGUCGGCACGCUGUGCAUCGGGGCUGCUGCCUUCUCCCAUUAUGAGGACUGGAGCUUCUUCCAGUCGUACUAUUACUGCUUCAUCACACUAACAACUAUAGGCUUUGGGGACUUUGUGGCCCUUCAAAAGAACCGGGCCCUCCAGAAGAAGCCCCUGUAUGUGGCCUUUAGCUUCAUGUAUAUCCUGGUGGGCCUGACGGUCAUCGGGGCCUUCCUCAACCUGGUGGUGCUCCGCUUCCUGACUAUGAACAGCGAGGACGAGCGGCGGGAUGCCGAGGAACGGGCCUCGCUGGCCGGCAACCGGAACAGCAUGAUCAUCCACAUCCAGGACGAAUCGCUGCCGCGGGGACGGCGGCGGCGCGAGCCGUACCGGGCGGAAGUGACUGAUUUGCAGUCAGUCUGCUCCUGUAUGCACUACCACUCGCAUGACUUCGGCAGCUCUGGGGGAGGGAUGGGAGGCCUGGGCUGCGCCUUCUCCCAUCAGAACUCAUUCAGUUCACAGCUGAAUCCCAAUCAGUACUUUCACUCGGUUUCCUACAGGAUUGAAGAGAUCUCGCCCAGCACCUUGAAAAACAGCUUCUUCCCUUCGCCCAUCAGCUCGGUGUCGCCGGGCCUUCACAGCUUCACAGACAAUCACCAGCUCAUGAGGAGAAGGAAAUCCAUCUAA